Molecule: messenger RNA, 1921 nt
Organism: Sipha flava (yellow sugarcane aphid)
Lineage: Eukaryota; Metazoa; Arthropoda; Insecta; Hemiptera; Aphididae
Gene: Hlc
Product: probable ATP-dependent RNA helicase DDX56
Exons: 10
Coding region: 186-1829 (547 amino acids)
Cellular component (GO): nucleolus
Molecular function (GO): RNA helicase activity; ATP binding; nucleic acid binding
Source: RefSeq, a predicted model, not a curated record
UUCCAACCAUGAUUAAAGAUAAACAUAUAAUAUAUAGAUUUUUAAUCGUGAUUCCAACAAGCGUUUGAUUUUGAUAGCGAAUACUGAGCAUAGAUAGGAGAUUAAUGAGUAAGUCAAAACAUCUAACACGUGCGUAUCAACCAUAUUUUUAAACUAAUUAUCAAUUAUUGAAUUAUUGUUGUAUCAUGGAAUCUCAUAUUAAUUUUCACGAAAUGAAUAUAGAUGAUCGCCUUCUUAAAGCGAUAGCUAACAAUGGGUGGACUGAACCCACUUUGGUUCAAGAACGCGGUAUCCCAAUUUUAUUAGAAGGCAAAGAUAUGUUAGUAAGAGCAAGAACUGGCUCUGGAAAAACUGCAGCCUUUGUAAUACCAGUUGUACAAAAAAUAUUAGAAUUCAAAGAAAGGAACUCUGAUAGUUACAGUACGCAAGCUUUAAUCUUAGCUCCAAGUAAAGAACUAUGUACCCAAAUUCAUAAAAAUAUUCUUCAACUAACCAUUAAAUGUUCAAGAGUAGUAAAGUGUGUUGAUAUAUCUGCUCAAAUUGAUAUGAAAGAACAACAGCCCUUAUUAAAUACACCUCCAGAUAUAAUUGUAGCUACUCCAGCUAGAGCUCUUCUUCAUUUGCAAGCAAACAAUUUUACUCUUGAUAAAUUACAAACAUUAGUGGUUGAUGAAGCAGAUUUAGUUUUCUCCUUUGGUUAUGAAGAAGAAAUAAAAGAAAUUAUAAAAUAUUUACCAAAAGUUUAUCAGGCUGUUUUGGCUAGUGCAACAUUAUCUGAAGACGUUUUAGAGUUAAAAAAGUUAAUUUUGCGUAAUGCUGUUACAUUGAAAUUACAAGAACCAGAUUUAGCUCCCUUGUCACAAUUAACUCAUUACAAAUUUAAUGCUGAGGAAGAAGAUAAAGCAGUCAUAUUGUACUGUUGUUUUAAAUUGAAACUUAUUAAAGGCAAAACCAUAGUAUUUGUUAAUACUGUAGAUAAGUGUUAUAAGUUAAAAUUAUUUUUGGAACAAUUUGGUAUUCAUACUUGUGUUUUAAAUUCAGAACUCCCUGCUAGUUGCCGGUAUCAUACCAUUUGUCAAUUCAAUGAUAAUAUCUAUGAAAUAAUUAUAGCUUCAGAUGAAAAAUUUUUAGAUGAGGAACACGAAGUAAAUUCAAAUAAAACUAGCAAACGUAAACAUGAUAAAGAAUUUGGAAUAGCAAGAGGAAUAGAUUUUCAAUUUGUAUCUGUCGUUAUUAAUUAUGAUUUUCCAUUAGAUAUUUAUUCCUACAUACACAGAGUUGGCCGUACAGCUAGAGGAAAAAAUAAAGGGACAGCCAUAUCUUUUUUAAAUAUUAAAGAACAACAUUUAUUAAAAGAUGUUGAAGACUAUAUAAAACAAGGUAUUUCAGAAGAAAAUGACAUAUUUCAAGUUUUUAAUUUUAAAUUGGAAGAAGUCGAAGGAUUUAGAUAUAGAGCUAAAGAUGCAUGGCGAGCUGUUACUAAAAUAGCUGUCAGAGAAGCUCGACUAAAAGAAAUAAAAUAUGAAAUGUUAAAUUCAAAAAAACUUAAACGAUAUUUUCAAGAAAACCCUCGUGAUUUGCUAUCACUGAGACAUGACAAGGCUUUACAUACAGUAAAACUUCAAGAUCAUAUGUCUAAUGUUCCUGAUUACAUGAUACCCACUUCUUUAAAAGAUUUUAUACAAAACCAAGAUGAAGAUAAUAAUAAAGGAGGUAAAAAGAAGGAUAAAGAAUAUUAUAAGAAAUUACAAGUUGGAUAUAAAAAAUAUCAAGCAAAAAAGAGCAAUCCUCUUGUUGGAAUGGAAUUUACUGGAUUGAAGAAAGUUUGAACGCCUUCCAUCGCCAGCACACACAAUUCGUUGUCGGAAUCAAUAAUUUCAUCUGAUGGACCGGCAGGUAUGUCGGGAACAAAAAUCUCCGG